AUGUGUGGAGAGGAUUAGAUUGGGGUAGGAAAUGAUGAUGAUGAGUAAUAUUUUGUUCAUGAAAUUAUAAGCAAAAACUAUCAAUAUAUUAGUGAAAGAAACAUUUAUGUAUUCUAAGAGGAACCCAAUGAUGAAAGUGAUGUAUUCCUUGACUGCUUUUCAUGA
This is a messenger RNA of Paramecium tetraurelia, 165 nucleotides long. RefSeq lists its product as uncharacterized. Lineage: Eukaryota; Ciliophora; Oligohymenophorea; Peniculida; Parameciidae. The transcript has 3 exons. The record is from RefSeq and is a predicted model, not a curated record.